This is a messenger RNA of Morchella sextelata, 1038 nucleotides long. RefSeq lists its product as uncharacterized. Gene Ontology annotation, biological process: protein import into peroxisome matrix, docking. Gene Ontology annotation, molecular function: signaling receptor binding. Bases 1 to 1038 code for a protein of 345 amino acids. The transcript is spliced from 4 exons. Gene Ontology annotation, cellular component: peroxisomal membrane; peroxisomal importomer complex. Lineage: Eukaryota; Fungi; Ascomycota; Pezizomycetes; Pezizales; Morchellaceae. The record is from RefSeq and is a predicted model, not a curated record.
AUGCGAGAAGACCUCAUUGCCUCCGCCGUCAACUUCCUGUCGGACCCCGCCAUCGCCGCCUCACCCCUCGAGAAACGCAUCGCCUUCCUGCAGUCCAAAAACCUGACGCAGGAAGAAAUCGACGCCUCCCUCCUCCGCGCACAAUCAGCCCUCGUCCCUGCCGGCGGCGCCCCCCACCCACCGCCCGUCGGCGGCCUCUACCCCCCCGGUGGCUACUUCGCCCCACAAGCUAGCCCCUACCGCUAUGCCCCACAAGAACUCCCCCCGCGCGCCCGCGACUGGCGCGACUACUUCAUCCUCGCCACCGUGACCACCACCGCCUCACUAACCCUCUACCACCUCGCCCGCCGCUACAUCACCCCCCUCAUCGCCCCGCCCACCCCCCCGCAACUCGCAACCGACAAAGCCGCCAUCGACGCCGAAUUCGCCAAAGCCUUCACCCUCCUCGACACCCUCCGCACCGACACCAGCGCCCUCAAGACCGCCGAAGAGGAGCGCAAAACGCGCGUCGACGCCGCCCUCGCCGAGGUCGAGUCCGUCAUCCAGUCCCUCAAGGACGCCGGCAAGCGCCGCGAGGACGAGAGCAAGCGCGUCGGCGACGAGGUCCGCGGCCUCCGCGACCUCAUCCCAAAGGCCCUCGAGGGCCAGAAGGAGAGCCAGAAGAAGGCCCUCGAGGACCUUGGCAGCGAGCUCAAGAGCCUCAAGCAGCUCGUCAUGAACCGGACGGGCGCCGGGCGGGCGCAGUACGCGCCGCCCGGCGGCGUGGCUGGCGGUACGCCGCCGCUGGAUCCCGGCGUCGGCGGCGGUGUCGUGAAUGGCGCCGGGGGCAGCGGGGGGCAGGGGCAGGCGCUGGGCACGGGCGGGAAUGCGCUGGGUGGCUUGGGGGCUGCGAAGGGGAGUGCGCCGCUGCCGUUUGGCGGGGUGGGCAGUCGCCCGGCGAUUCCUGCGUGGCAGAUGGCCGCCGCGAAUAAGGCUGCUGCGGCGGCGGUGGCGAGUCCGGCGCCAGAGAGCCAGGGGGAGGGGGCGAGUAGUGGGUAG